GAGCGCGCUCAGCCCGGCCGGUCCUCGUCGUCGCCGUUCGGCCGCCGCUUGCCCUCGGCCGCCUGCGGGCGCCGGCGCGGGGCGGGAGCAGAGUCGCUGCAGUCUCAAACCAUGAAUUACGUGGGGCAGCUGGCCGGGCAGGUGAUUGUCACUGUGAAGGAACUCUACAAGGGCAUUAACCAGGCCACGCUGUCCGGCUGCAUCGACGUCGUGGUGGUGCGGCAGCAGGACGGCUCCUACCAGUGCUCGCCCUUCCACGUGCGCUUCGGGAAGCUGGGCGUCCUGCGCUCCAAAGAGAAAGUGAUUGACAUAGAAAUCAAUGGCGAUGCAGUGGAUCUUCACAUGAAAUUGGGUGACAAUGGGGAGGCUUUCUUUGUGGAGGAGACCGAAGAGGAAUAUGAAGGACUUCCUGCCUACCUCGCCACCUCACCAAUCCCUACUGAACAUCAGUUCUUUACAGAUAUUGACCCCCCUUUGGUGAAACCAGGUGGAAGUGAAAGACCAUCUCAGAGUUCAGACGUCUCCCACAUUCUGGAAACAGAGACAGUUUUCACCCCCAGUUCUGUGAAAAAGAAAAAGCGAAGGAGGAAGAAAUGCAAGCAGGACAGUAAGAAGGAGGAGCAGGCCGCUUCCCCUGCAGAAGCCGCCGCGGGCGCGGAGCUGAGCUCGGAUGACGACAAGGCGGCCCAGGUGGCAAGAGGAUCUUCAAAUGCUUCCUUAAAGGAAGAAGAAUAUAAGGAGCCUCUGCUUUUCCAUUCUGGAGACCACUACCCCUUAUCUGAUGGAGAUUGGUCCCCCUUAGACAACCCCUACUCCCCGGCGGCGUGUCCUAAGAGCGACUCAGAGCUGGAGGUGAAACCCGCCGGGAGCCUGCUCAGAUCCGAGUCCCACAUGGAGUGGACGUGGGGAGGGUUCCCAGAGUCCACCAAGGUCAGCAAAAGAGAGAGAUCUAGGACAGCUAUGAUUACUCCAUCAGAAAAUACCCAUUUUCGGGUAAUUCCCAGCGACGACAACCUCCUAAGUGAAGUUGAGAAGGAUGCUUCUAUGGGGGAGACGGUCUGUACCAUCGUGAAGCCCAAGCCCCGGGCCCCAGGGAAGCAGAGGAGUGGAGCAGCCUUGGCAUCAGGGCCUCAGGAGCCCCCCGAGGGGUCAGACGCCCACCACCCUCCUCCCCCAUCCUUCGCCGAGGCACCCUCAGAAGCUAAACCAGCCGCUAAAGUCGACUCACCCUCAAAGAAAAGAGGGCCCAGGAUUAUUCACGUGAGAGCAGGUGAAAGAAUGCGUGACUCAGCGCGUGUUUAUUGGGCGGCUGUCAGGAGUGCGACCCUGACGCCCUCUUCCAUUCGCAUGGAUGCUGAGAACCCACACAGGGAAAGAGGUGUCCACAAGAGAAGCCAACACCAGGGACCUGAUGAUAUUUACCUGGAUGACCUAAAGGCACUAGAACCUGAGGUUGCAGCUCUCUAUUUCCCCAAAAGCGAGUCGGAGCCCGGCUCCAGGCAGUGGCCCGAGGCCGACACGCUCUCUGGCUCCCAGUCCCCACAGUCUGUGGGCAGCGCGGCCGCCGACAGCGGCACCGAGUGCCUCUCGGACUCUGCCAUGGACCUGCCCGACGUCACCCUGUCCCUCUGCGGCGGCCUCAGUGAGAACGGAGAGAUUUCUAAAGAGAAAUUUAUGGAGCAUAUCAUUACUUACCAUGAAUUUGCAGAAAACCCUGGACUUAUAGACAAUCCCAACCUUGUAAUACGGAUAUAUAACCGUUACUACAACUGGGCGUUGGCGGCUCCCAUGGUCCUCAGCCUGCAGGUCUUCCAGAAGAGCUUACCUAAGGCCACAGUUGAGUCCUGGGUCAAAGAUAAGAUGCCAAAGAAAUCUGGUCGCUGGUGGUUUUGGCGUAAGAGAGAGAGCAUAACCAAACAGCUGCCAGAGACCAAGGAAGGGAAAUCGGAGGUGCCGCCGCCCAUCGACCGGCCGUCGAGCGCGAAGGAGCCGGCCAGUGGCAGGCCGGCUGAGGAAAACUCAUCGAGUGACGAGGGGUCCCAGGAGCUGGAAGAAUCCAUCCAAGUGGACCCCAUCCCUACGGAGCCGCCGAGCCACAGCAGCACCACCUCCUAUAAGAAGUCUCUUCGUCUGUCCUCAGACCAGAUCGCAAAACUGAAGCUCCAAGACGGCCCAAAUGACGUCGUGUUUAGCAUUACAACCCAGUAUCAAGGCACCUGCCGCUGUGCGGGGACCAUUUACCUGUGGGACUGGAACGACAAGGUCAUCAUUUCUGACAUCGAUGGGACGAUAACCAAGUCUGAUGCUUUAGGACAGAUCCUUCCACAGCUGGGUAAAGACUGGACUCAUCAGGGUAUCGCAAAGCUCUACCAUUCCAUCAACGAGAAUGGCUACAAGUUCCUAUACUGCUCCGCCCGCGCCAUCGGCAUGGCCGACAUGACCCGCGGCUACCUGCACUGGGUCAACGACAAGGGCACGAUCCUGCCCCGCGGCCCCCUGAUGCUGUCCCCCAGCAGCCUGUUCUCCGCCUUCCACAGGGAAGUAAUAGAAAAGAAACCAGAGAAGUUCAAAAUUGAGUGUCUAAAUGAUAUCAAGAAUCUCUUUGCCCCGUCUAAGCAGCCCUUCUAUGCGGCCUUUGGAAACCGUCCAAAUGAUGUCUACGCUUACACACAAGUUGGAGUUCCAGACUGCAGGAUCUUCACCGUGAACCCCAAGGGUGAGCUGAUACAAGAAAGGACCAAAGGAAACAAGUCAUCGUAUCACAGGCUGAGCGAGCUCGUGGAACACGUGUUCCCACUCCUCAACAAGGAACAGAACUCCGCCUUUCCCUGCCCGGAGUUCAGCUCCUUCUGCUACUGGCGAGACCCGAUCCCUGAGGUGGACCUGGACGACCUGGCCUGAGGCCGCACCUCCAGCGGGAGGCCCUCCGUCGCUCGCCUCGCAGCAAGGGAAGGUGACCAGCCCUUCUGCUGGACAGAGGACAUGGGGGUCCCCUCCCGGCCACAGGUGUGGGACAAGACGUGCUGACAGUCGGGCACCAGCAGGGACGGAAAGCUGCUGGGGCUGGACCGCCUUCCCCCUCCCCCCUCCCGGGCCCUGAGGGGCUGCUGUUGGGUGCCGCGGCCGGAGCCGCGAGGGGAACUCGGGCCUGAGGCCGGAGGCCUGGGCUCCUGUCACUGGCCGGUCCUCCCACAUGCUCUGUGUUGUGUGCUGGGUGCUCCUUUAAUUGCAUAAUUUAAAAAGAAGAAAAAAGAAGCUAAGAGUGGACCAAAACGUUGCACAAAGUAAAGUGUUCUAAUUUCCACUGGGCAGUUGAGAGUGUUUCUCUCUAAAAAGGAGGGCUUACUUCAGGGGAUCAGGGUCCAGUUGGUGAUGUUGGUCCAAACCGCCCGUGCACAUUUCUUCUGUGGGCUCCUCCCUCCCUGCUCCACGGAAACGGGACGCUUGCUCGGGCCCCCAGGGUGACAAACGUGGGCUUCGGGGGAACAUAAGGUCCUUAUAUCAUUGCCUUCUCACCUGUGACUAUUCCACGGUGGGGACCUGAACUGAGGUGUCAUGUCUCAGACCGGUAGGAAGGAGCAGGUCUUGCAGGAUGUAUGUGAUGCCCGUCAGAGCCGUCCUAGCAGCAGGAGUUGGUUAAACAGCAAGGAACAGCUCUGUUCUCAGGGAGGCCUUGGAAAUGCAGAUGGGCACUUGUGACGGGUCCUGGGAAGGGUCCUUUCUCUGUCCCCCUGCCUGCAGCCCAGUGUCCCAGCCUGGUUGUGACGAGCUCUUGUCGGACCCGAGCAGGCCGCCCCAGGGAAGGGGGGUUCUGUCCACAAGCCUCUGCAGAGCUGUGGGCACGAACCUGCAGAGGUGAGGCUGGGUGUGGACAGUCCCCUUGGUGUUAAAAUCGGGAGAACUGUUAGAGAGGAGGCUCUCCUGGGACCAGCAGUGCCCACACACAGCCCUGCGCUGGGUGAGAAAGCAGUGAGCAGGUUCCAGGGCGGAGGGUGGGCGCCCAAUGGGAAUACUGCAGAGCAGUGCAGACACAGCCCCCGGCCCCCAUGGUUUCCCUUCCCACCUGUGCUUUCCCUGUGCUGGUUUGGCAGGGGGUACAUCUCCUUGUAGUUUGCUCCACCAAUAACUGAUCUAGAGCUGGGGAAAUGGGGGCGGUUAUUUUCCAGAGUGGAGAGUUGAAAGUCCCUGACUCAGUUGAGCCUUGUUUCCCAGUGCUGUUGGGUGCAGGGACGAUGGCACCGUCCCCGGAACGCAGCUCUCAGCGGCAGAGGCUGGCGGAGCCACACACGCUUCCUCCGGUGCAAACCGUCCCACCGUGAAUAGCUCAAGGACUCAUCAUUUAAAGGAUUUAUUUAUGUACAGGGUCAGGGAAAGUAGGUUGUGUUUGUAUGAAGUUCUGCCCAGUUAGUGAAAUCAAUUCCUCGUACGGUGGCCCUGCAGUUACUUCAUCUCAUAGAUGCCAUUGGCCUGUCGCCCCACGUUUGCUUUAGGCAGUUACCCUGAGCUUCGUAGGGCUUUGCUAUGUGCGGUACGGAAAUCUUGAUAACACACCUUCUGUAGUCCUUUGUUGGCUGUCCUUUAAAGAGUUUCUGACUAGACACUUUCUUUUUCUCGAUAAGCUCUUCUCUCUGGACACAGGGGCAUCUUAGAGGGUCGAACCUGGGAACCCAGGUCUCCCGGCCCUGCACUGAGGGUGGCUGACCCCUCUGCCCGGGGGCCAUCAGCACUAGACUUUGUCAUUUUGUCACCGCAGAUUGAUCCAGUGGGUACAUGUGCUAAUUAACCUGAGUCUUUUUCCUUAUUUAAAGGAGUCCCUCUUGCUGAAAGUAGAUGAUUACUAUUACUAUAGUGUUAAGAAAGUAUGAAGUUUGUGCUGAAAAUCCAUUGCCAUUUGGUACAAAUGACAUUUGUUCUUUCUGUGAAAGAGAGAUGCCCUCGAGUGUGUGUGUACACAGACCCUUCUGAUGGGAGCUGAGGAAGGAGCAGCGGCCUCUCGCUGCCUUCGGGG
Eubalaena glacialis (North Atlantic right whale) is the source of this 5008-nucleotide messenger RNA. RefSeq names its product lipin 2 (gene LPIN2). Gene Ontology annotation, molecular function: transcription coactivator activity; phosphatidate phosphatase activity. Bases 112 to 2901 code for a protein of 929 amino acids. Gene Ontology annotation, cellular component: endoplasmic reticulum membrane; nucleus; cytosol. Lineage: Eukaryota; Metazoa; Chordata; Mammalia; Artiodactyla; Balaenidae. The transcript has 21 exons. Gene Ontology annotation, biological process: positive regulation of transcription by RNA polymerase II; fatty acid catabolic process; cellular response to insulin stimulus. The record is from RefSeq and is a predicted model, not a curated record.